GAGGCCAAAAAACAGCAACUUUAGCAUUAGCGGGCGCUACAGCAGCUUCCUGCUAACCUAACAGUUAACUAAGAUAACGCUGAGAUAUGCUAAGAUAACGCUUCAGAUAGAUUUUAUAGCUGGAUAACAGGAUGUAUUUAGGGCUGCGAUUAUCUGAAUCGCGUCACUCGCCGUUGCAGCCUUACAAAUAGUGUUUUAGCCUGUAAUCUAAGACAAGGGGAGUUCCGUCAGUGAUCAUGUCUGGUGACCUAGUUGGUGUAUGGGAGGUGGCUCUGAGUGAUGGUGUCCACAGGAUUGAAUUUGAACAUGGCACAACCACAGGAAAACGGGUCAUCUCUGUCGAUGGAAAGGAGGUCCUCAGGAGAGACUGGAUGUUUAAACUUGUUGGUAAGGAGACCUUUCAUGUAGGAGGCUUAGAAACGAAGGCCACCAUCAACAUUGAAGCUGUGAGCGGCUUUGCCUAUGAGUACACUCUGGAGAUUAAUGGGAAAAGCCUGAAGAAGUACAUGGAGAACCGUUCCAAGGUGACAAGCACCUGGCUCCUCAACCUAGAUGGCAUAGACUGCAGAGUUGUCUUGGAGAAAGAUACCAUGGACAUUUGGUGCAAUGGACAGAAAAUGGAGACAGCUGGAGAAUUUGUGGAUGAUGGCACAGAGACACACUUUACUUUGGGUGACCACGACUGCUGCAUUAAGGCCGUGAGCAGCGGGAGGCGGAGAGAAGGACUCAUCCACACUCUCCUUGUUGAUGGGACUGAAAUGUCGGAGGCUACAGAGUGAGAAGCUGUGUUAGUGGAGUUGCCAUUAUAAACUGUUCUCAGGUCAGCCUUGUAGUUGGCCUUGUAGUACUUACAAUCAGGAUUAGGACUAUUAGGUCUGGUCCUAGUUUAGCAUACAAGGGCAACUUCUUGCCCAUCUUAUGUGUUUGAGAAAUACUAUGGAUGCGUUCCGAAACUC
Astyanax mexicanus (Mexican tetra) is the source of this 956-nucleotide messenger RNA. It is a transcript of the gene faima, whose product is annotated as Fas apoptotic inhibitory molecule a. Bases 237 to 779 code for a protein of 180 amino acids. The transcript is spliced from 5 exons. The record is from RefSeq and is a predicted model, not a curated record. Gene Ontology annotation, biological process: canonical NF-kappaB signal transduction; positive regulation of neurogenesis; negative regulation of extrinsic apoptotic signaling pathway via death domain receptors. NCBI's taxonomy places the organism in Eukaryota, Metazoa, Chordata, Actinopteri, Characiformes, Acestrorhamphidae.